Molecule: messenger RNA, 1736 nt
Organism: Fukomys damarensis (Damara mole-rat)
Lineage: Eukaryota; Metazoa; Chordata; Mammalia; Rodentia; Bathyergidae
Gene: Chodl
Product: chondrolectin
Exons: 7
Coding region: 517-1386 (289 amino acids)
Biological process (GO): positive regulation of axonogenesis
Cellular component (GO): cytoplasm
Source: RefSeq, a predicted model, not a curated record
GUGGCUCCAGUUUUUGGGGGAGUGGCUAUGGCGCUCCUGCAUAGCAGAAGAAACGAAGUAGUUAAAAAGUAUAACCAGCGAGGGGCAGGGACCCAAGGAUAAGGCUAUAUAAGACCGCGCCUCCAGCGCAGAGCCGCUGCUACUGCUGAGUCGGGACCGGGGCUCAGGAACUCAGCCCUUCAGUACCAGAGGCCAGGGACAGAAGCAAAGGGCAACAGACCGAUCCAAGCUGGGGCUCCUUAUUCACGUCUGAAACAGGCACAGGACCUCCUAACUUAGUCCCCUGUCCCCACACGCGCACCCGCAGAGUUGCAGGCUCUCGCCCAGCACAUCGGCUUGCGGAACAAGCACGCCCGGAGGCAGGUCCCACACCAAGGCGAUGCGUGCAGGAGCCCAGGCGACUGUCCUCGGGCGGAGGGAGUAGGACCCAGCCGGGAGGGAAGGAGUCUGCAGGGUGAGAGUAGCGGGCGGAGGGCACCUUAGCUGCGGGACACCUGCUGCUGCAGCCUUGCCGGGAUGCUGCGCGUGGUCUGCCUGCUGCUGGGCUCAGCACUGCUCUGCGGCCACGGAGCCUUCUGCCGCCGGGUCGUGAGCGGCCAAAAGGUGUGCUUCGCUGAUGUGAAGCAUCCUUGCUACAAAAUGGCCUACUUCCACGAACUGUCCAGCCGAGUGAGCUUUCAGGAGGCUCGCCUGGCUUGUGAGAGUGAGGGAGGGGUCCUCCUCAGUCUUGAGAAUGAAGCAGAACAGAAGUUAAUAGAGAGCAUGUUGCAAAACUUGACAAAGCCUGGAACAGGAAUUUCCGACGGUGAUUUCUGGAUAGGGCUGUGGAGAAAUGGAGAUGCACAAACCUCUGGUGCCUGCCCAGAUCUCUACCAGUGGUCUGAUGGAAGCAGUUCCCAGUACCGGAAUUGGUACACCGAUGAACCUUCCUGCGGAAGUGAAAAGUGUGUUGUGAUGUAUCAUCAACCAACUGCCAAUCCAGGUCUCGGGGGUCCCUACCUUUACCAGUGGAAUGACGACAGGUGCAACAUGAAGCACAAUUAUAUCUGCAAGUACGAACCAGAGAUUAGCCCAACAGAUCCUAUGGAGAAGCCUUAUCUAACAAAUCAACCAGCAGACACCCAUGAAAAUGUGGUUGUUACUGAAGCAGGCAUACUUCCUAAUCUAAUCUAUGUUAUUAUACCAACAAUACCACUGCUCUUACUGAUACUGGUUGCUUUUGGAACCUGCUGUUUCCAGAUGUUGCAUCGAAGGAAAGCGAGGAGACAGUUCGUCAAAGACUCAACUCCAUUAUCAUCUGAUAAAGGAAGAACAAAAACAAGUCCAAACCAGUCCACACUGUGGAUCUCAAAGAGCACCAGAAAGGAAAGUGGCAUGGAAGUAUAAUAAUUCAUUGACUUGGCUCAGAAAAGAAAACUAGUCUUGUAAUUCUGGAUCCAUGUAAGGAAUGGCAUCAGAACAUUAGCUUGGAAUGGCUUGAAAUCUCAAAGGAUUUGCAAAAUGAACUGUAAGCUCCCCCUUGAGGCAAAUAUCAAAAUACUUUUUAUAUGUUUAUUAUCUCAUUUACAAAAAUGUGCUGUACUAAUAAUGGAGUGAGACUUGCUUAUUUUGUUAAAGGAUGCACCUAGACUUCAAGAAAAUGAAAUGGACCAUGCAGAUAAAACUACUGUCAGCACAUCAGGAGUAAAUGUGUUGAAAGCAGUUAAUUUUAUUUCUUUCACUUUUCAUAAGUUGUA